ACUCGUUGGCCCCCCUUUGUGUGCAACUGUCAUGGUCAUCACCGAAACGUUCGACAUUUAAUUGCUGAAAUCCUCUGGGUGGCAAGCAAGCGGACAUUUUCCUCCCCGACAUCCUUGCGCGUCAUUCCCACUUUGCUCACUUACACGGCUCCAUGAUGGCCUCGCACGAGGACGUACCUCCCCCGCCGUAUUCUGAGACGGACAUCUACUCGACCUCCGGGAGAGACGCGCACGCCGCUGACGACGCCGCCAGUCGCUCCACAUCAUCUUCAAAUGGCGAUAUUAUUUAUACCCCUCCCUUGAGUCCCAGGAGCUCUCAGAAUUCCAACUUCGCCGGUGAAGUUGACCACACCUUAAGCUCAGCAGCUGCAGCAUACUUUGAGACUCGACCAGCACCUCGCCUGAGCAGUCCUCAACCUCAUAUAUCUCACUUCAUCACUGUUCGCCCCAACUCCACGCCAGAUACCCUGCCCUACCCCAGGGUGCUCUCGUCCCGGGACGUACGGCUCGAAGACUGGCAGACUUUCGUCAACUGUCUCAUACCGCACCACUCAGCAACGGUCAACGAACAAGUUAUCAACCGCAAACUGCGUGCCGAAACUAUGACCGCCAUCAGCAGCACCAAUGGUAAUAAUGACGACGAGGUCCGCUCUCAGUCCUCGGCCCGGAGUCACGCGGAGGCCCAACUGAACCAAAUCCGGACGCCCAUCGAUGUUGACCCGGCUCAGCAGCGCCAGACCAUCGAUGCUACCGUCCACGAGUGGAACGACGGCUUCUUCGGCCCGCGCCGCGUCACCAUCCAUGUGGAAGUCGAACCCGUGGCCGCCACCACCACCAACAACAACAACAACAACAGCGGCCUCAACGAAGUAACCUCGCAGCCAGAGAAGCAGCCCAUGCCCGGUGCAUGGGACCAGUCCUUUGAUCACCAGCAGGCUGAGCGAGAAGGCGAGCGUGGUGCUGCCACAGGUGGUUUUGGUGGCCCGGCCUCGCCGCGUUCCCGCUUCCCUUUCUUUGGUGGUGCCGGUGGUCCCCGCGGUGGUCACGGACCGGGCAACGGUCGUGGCGGGUUCCGACUCGGAGGCAUCAACAUUGAGAAUGACCGCGUGUCGAUCGGGAACAUUCUCGAAGCUGACGGCCGGACCGGCUCGCUGCGUGUUGGGGGGAUAGUAGCGGAUAGUAAUGGGAUUAGGAUCAACGGCCGGCCCAUGUUUGGUGUUCGCGGUGGUCCCGGUCGGGGACCCUGCGGGCCGCCUGGUCUCGGGAUGGGAUGUGGUCGCGGGGCAGGCGGUCCGUGGGGACCGCGGGGCGGGGGUCCCAUGGGCGGUCGUUGGUGGCCUGACCGUGGUGGUUGGGGCAGAGGUAACUGGUGGGAUCGACCGCAUCCGGGUGACACUGGUGAUCAUGGUCACGGUCGUGGACGCGGGCGGGAUGAUCAACGCGGUCCUCAUCCCGGAGAUUGCCACCGGUCCCGCUCGAGCUCCGCAUCCAGUUGCUCGUCGCGGUCGUCAUCUGCCCAUUCCGAGUCUUCUAUCGGCUCCCUGCCGGAUUAUGACGACCUCCGCGACUCUCAGCUGCCCGUUGCGAAGCAGUACCUCCAAGAAUGGCUGCAUCGGCCUGACCAGAAUAUCACGAAAGAGCAGGUGAAGAACCUGAAAGAACAAAUCAAAGCCGCUAUACACACCACCGAUCCAGCCACAAUGGCUCAUGACAGGGCCGCCCUCCGCCGUGAGGUUAAGGACCUCCUGAGGGACUGGAAGGCUUUGAAGAAGCAACAGAAGCGAACUCGCAAGCAGCUCCGCCGAGAACGGAAGCAGCUGCGCAGGCAGGCGAAGCGCGAGCGUAGAGAUGCGAGGCGGGAAGCGAGGCGUGCGGGGAAGGACGCCAGACGGGGACGGCACCAUGGCCACUGCCACGGCCACGGCGGACCCUUCCAUCACUUCGGCAUGCCGCCUAUGCCUCCCAUGCCUCCUAUGCCCCACGGGUCACACAUGCCCCCAAUGCCUCCCAUGCCCCCAAUGCCCCCCAUCUUCGGCCAUCGCGGCCCGCCGCCGGCGCCGCAUGAUGACGGGCAGCCCGGUUCUGGCCCAACCAUAGACAGCCCGUUCUCCCAUUUCCCCUGGGCCGGUCACAACCGCACACCAGGCGCUUGGCCCGCCGAUGACACCAGCCCGCCCUACGAGCAGACCGAGGGCGUCGCCGAUGCCACCACCUACACCGCCUACCAUGCCAAGUACAAGGCUGCCUGGGACUUGGAGGCCAAGAUGGCGGAGAAGGAUGCCGAGCUGCUGAAGCUGUAUGAGCGAAUUGUGGAGGAGCAGGCGGCUGCUAGUAAUGCUGGACAGCAUAGCGGUAGCAGUAGCAAAGGGGAUGGGAUUGAGAAGGAGAAGCCCGGGCCGUCGAAGAUGGAGGCGGAGGCCCUGGCGGUCAUUAAGGAGAUGGAGGAGCUCGCCGGGCAGAUGGAGAGGCUGCGUACAGAGGCAGACGAGGAGUUCGCCAGGGAGUUGGCUGAGAAGGAGAAGCGGCAGGCGAGUUUCUAGUUGCCUGUUGUUGCUGUGACGACGCUCAUGGCCCGCUUUGGGAAGAGUAUGAUUUGAAUAGUUUUCUUGAGGUUGGUUAGGCAAAGUGGUUGGUUCCAAGGCUUAGGUAGUUAGUUAGCUAGGUAGUGACAAUCCUACUCAAACCCACC
Messenger RNA from Chaetomium strumarium, 2689 nucleotides. RefSeq lists its product as uncharacterized. Bases 153 to 2540 code for a protein of 795 amino acids. The transcript has 2 exons. Lineage: Eukaryota; Fungi; Ascomycota; Sordariomycetes; Sordariales; Chaetomiaceae. The record is from RefSeq and is a predicted model, not a curated record.